AUGGAGGCCUUGAAGGCUCAAUUGGAGCGCCUUAGCAUAACUCAGGACCUUGUUGAUGUUACUGUGGAACUCCAAAGCCUUGCGAAGGGAAUGAAGCCCGAAAGCGUUAUCAAAGCGCCUUCGUUCGAUUUGUUCGAAGGAACACACUCUCUGGAGAUCGACAAUACUAAACUGGACUCGAGUCUACUACAGCUGACGCAGAAAGAACAGGAAUUUGACUGUACCGUUGUGCAUGGGAGUUCCGAAGAACAAAAAGCCGAGUUUGUAACAGCCGUUGUGGAUCGUAUUUGCAGAUCUAUUGUGCUAUGGCUCAAUGAGUUCCAAACAUUGCCAACGACUUUGCUGAGCUGCCGAUACGUGGAAUAUAUAAUGCAUCGAUACACUCAGGAUCCGCGGGGCGAUCUCAGUACAUGUCGGCUACAAACGGGUGAUUUGCUGUUUGAUCAAGUUCUUGCAAGCUGCGUGAUUGGCGCAUGCUUCUUCGUUAAGUUCGUGCAGACUCUGUUUAGGGCAGGCGUCGUCUUUGAAGAAGAGGAUCUCAAUUGCAACACUAUGGGCCUAGACAUGCUCUCUAGCGUUACUCUCGAAACGGUCCUAUCACAUCUCGACUCGAGCCAACGACUGCUAAAAAAAUCAUACCCCAAAAAUCAGCAACUCCUUACACUCGUCGAGCUGCUGACGCAUUUAGUCGAACUUCACAAGUUUUUGCCGUCAAACGAAGAGUCUUUUGCUGAUCCAUAUUUGGAACCUCUUCAUAAGUUAAUUGGCUGCGCAGAACAAGCCAAGAGUAGUGAGAUGCACAGUCCCGAAGUGUGUGAAGGAGUGUUUUCAGCAGGCAUCCAAAAAAGACUGUCUAAUCAAUUUCCGCCCAGAGCGAUUGUGAACCCAAAAGGCAACGAAUACGAAGGCUUCGUUGAAUUGGCGCAAGACUUGUUGCUUGUACUCUCCGUAGAACAAGCCAAAACCAUCACAGAAAUCUCCCAGUUUUCUCGCUUCUUCAACCGCAACAAGCAGCGAAACGUUAUAGCUCGAGCUUUGUUCCCACUCUACUUGAUGAGGGAUGACCAGACGGUGUUGGGUCAAUAUAUGUUCAAUGACUUCUCUUUACUACAUCUGAAGGAAUUUUCCCUGUGUAGCACAUCCUUGUCUACUGCAUUGCAACAAGAGCCUAUGGAAUCACCACUGAGACAGAAGUUUGAGGAUUUCUUACAGGAAAUUUCAAGUGUUUUGUUUGAAUGGUAUCAGACUACAUCACAGAAUCGCUGUAGAUAUAGGCAGGGCUACAAUCGCCAACUGUUACUGUGGGAUUCGUUGCAAGCCCAGAUUGAGACUUACGAAUUGGAACUGGAGGCACAUACCAUAAAAGAUAUGCUUGACGAGGAGAAUUCGCUCAUGCCCAUGACGACUUGGGCAUUCUACAUGAAAUUACGUGCCAUGUCCGACUUUGUAUUGAUGGGAUUUGAACUUGACGUUUACAGACCAUGGGAGUUUUUUAGCAUGUUUUGGUACAGCUACUACUUGAGCCAACACUUGGAGAACAAUCUAGCCAGAGUAUCGAAAUCUCUUGACGCAAAGAUCGGGUCAAUCAUGAGCCUAAAUAAGAAGCUCAAGAAAUCGAAGGCAGGUGAGAAAAAGGACAGAAUACGAGAGGUUUAUCGUUCUAGAAUGGCAGAAGAAAUGCCAUUCCUGACGAGUACAAAAAACUUUGUUGCAUACAGCAUCUUAGAUUGCAACGUAACGAAAACACUUUCACUGGUCGGGGCUUGUCAGUUCGCGAUAUUGAAGUCUUGCGGAUUGAUUGAUAACCAGAAUGCAGCUAGCACCACGUUCAGCUCAUCGGAACGGGUGCACAAACUCAGAUUCAAAACAUUCGCUUCAAUAGGCGUCCCUGAACUGCCGACCCACGCAAUGUUUCAGCAGGCUCUGGAAGAUUUUGUUGUCACAACGGGGCCCAUGUUUGGCGUCAAGCUGACACAAUUUAUCAACUAUUCGCUUGAAGAGCUCGAAAAGGCAAAGAAGUCUUUGCGAAGCAUCAUGGAGGAUAUACAAAGUGAGGGAGACAUUGCAGCGGCCACACGGUUGGUGCAAACCGAAUCUUUGGAUUACUACAAUAGUCUUUUCCGUUCUGCCGAGGCUUUGACUAUAAAUGCACGAACUUUGAAGGCAAAAUUGAACAACGCGACGGUAGCUGACUUGGUCAAGAAAUACAAGGUAGAGGUAUCUCGUCCGAAAGGAGGAUGUCCGUACUUUCCCGUGCUGAUAAUCAAGGAACUGAAGUCGCAAUAA
This is a messenger RNA of Lachancea sp. 'fantastica', 2286 nucleotides long. Lineage: Eukaryota; Fungi; Ascomycota; Saccharomycetes; Saccharomycetales; Saccharomycetaceae. The record is from the annotation of a GenBank genome assembly.